This is a messenger RNA of Lepus europaeus (European hare), 1272 nucleotides long. RefSeq names its product growth hormone releasing hormone receptor (gene GHRHR). Gene Ontology annotation, molecular function: growth factor binding; peptide hormone binding; G protein-coupled peptide receptor activity. Lineage: Eukaryota; Metazoa; Chordata; Mammalia; Lagomorpha; Leporidae. The transcript has 13 exons. The record is from RefSeq and is a predicted model, not a curated record. Gene Ontology annotation, biological process: positive regulation of cell population proliferation; cell surface receptor signaling pathway; adenylate cyclase-activating G protein-coupled receptor signaling pathway. Bases 1 to 1272 code for a protein of 423 amino acids. Gene Ontology annotation, cellular component: plasma membrane.
AUGGACAGCUGGACGUGGAGUGCCUGUGUCCUCUGCCUGCUGGGCCUUCUACCAGUCGUGCUGGGCCAGGUGCACCCCGAGUGUGACUUCAUCGCCCAGCUGAGAGAAGACGAGAGCGCCUGUCUGCAGGCAGCACGGGGGACACCCAACGCCACCCUGGGCUGCCCGCGGACCUGGGACGGGCUGCUGUGCUGGCCUGCAGCAGGCUCCGGCGAGUGGGUCACCCUCCCCUGCCCGGAGUUCUUCUCUCACUUCAGCUCAGCGCCAGGGGCCGUGAAGCGGGACUGCACGGUCACCGGCUGGUCCGAGCCCUCCCCGCCUUACCCUGUGGCCUGCCCUGUGCCUCUGGAGCUGCUGGCUGAGGAGCACAGUUACUUCUCCACGGUGAAGACCAUCUACACCGUGGGCCACAGCCUCUCCAGUGUCGCCCUGUCUGUGGCCAUCACCAUCCUGCUGGCUCUCAGGAGGCUGCGCUGCCCCCGGAACUACAUCCACGCUCAGCUGUUCAUCACCUUCAUCCUCAAGGCUGGGGCUGUGUUCCUGAAAGACGCCACACUGUUCCCUGGGGACAGGACUGACCACUGCAGCUUCUCUACUGUUCUGUGCAAGGUCGCUGUGGCCGCCGCCCAUUUCGCCACCAUGACCAACUUCAGCUGGCUGUGGGCAGAAGCGGUCUACCUGAGCUGCCUCCUGGCCUCCCCCUCGCCCGGCUCCAGGAGGGCCUUCUGGUGGUUGGUUCUGGCUGGCUGGGGGCUGCCGCUGCUGUGCACUGGCACGUGGGUGGGCUGCAAGCUGGCCUUCGAAGACGUCGCGUGCUGGGACCUCGACGACAGCUCCCCCUACUGGUGGAUCAUCAAGGGGCCCAUCGUCCUCUCUGUUGGGGUGAACUUUGGGCUUUUUCUCAAUAUCAUUCGCAUCCUGCUGAGGAAACUGGAGCCGGCUCAGGGCAGCCUCCAACCCGGGUCUCAGUAUUGGCGUCUCUCCAAGUCAACUCUCCUCCUCAUCCCGCUCUUUGGCAUUCACUACAUCCUCUUCAACUUCCUGCCCGACCAUGCCGGCCUGGGCGUCCGUCUGCCCCUGGAGCUGGGCCUGGGCUCCUUCCAGGGCUUCGUGGUCGCCAUCCUCUACUGCUUCCUCAACCAGGAGGUGAGGACCGAGAUUUUGCGGAAGUGGCAUGGCCAAGACCCUGAGCUUCUGCCAGCCCGGAGGACUCUUGCCAGGUGUCCCACGGCUUCCCGCUGUGGGGCAAAGGCGCUGACGUCUCUGUGCUGA